Molecule: messenger RNA, 460 nt
Organism: Zerene cesonia (dogface butterfly)
Lineage: Eukaryota; Metazoa; Arthropoda; Insecta; Lepidoptera; Pieridae
Gene: ssp7
Product: venom toxin OcyC11
Exons: 3
Coding region: 30-353 (107 amino acids)
Source: RefSeq, a predicted model, not a curated record
CGUACGAUCGUAAAUCAGAGAGCAGAAAAAUGUACAAACGGGCGGUUGUGUUACUAGCCGUAAUCGGCGCAUGCCUCGCCGCCAAAGCACUAAUGAAGCCAGACCCAAAACCGGAGAAGUUUAAGAACGUAGAGGGAUGUUACAUCAAGCAAUUGGACCAAGUUAUUCCGUACGGUGAGUCGGCGCCAUCGCAACACCAUUGCAUGGAGUACAGAUGUGGUGGCGAAUAUGUUGAUGUGGUUUCAUGUGGCGCAGUAAGCGCCGCUCCGCCGUGUCAAGUGGUUAAAUACGAAGAUGUACGAGCACACCCAUACCCUAAAUGCUGCCCACAAAUUAAAUGUCCUCAAAAAUGACCUGUAUUUCGAUAGCAUUACUUAUUAUAUUAUCUUAAACGUUAUUCGAAAGGAAAGGAUUAAAAGGAUUUUUUUUAUUAUAUGAAAAUAAAACUCGAUAGAUAUUG